UGGGGGAUGCCGGGCGGGGGGUAAGAACAGCUCCUCUGCACCAGGUGUUGGCCUGCCUGGUGUCUCGCCGUGGAGCUGAACCUCCUGGAGCAGCUGCCUCGUUGACUCUGCCUGUUACUGUGCGUAAUGCCUCUCGAGUUGUCAAAUAAAAGGUCUCUGCAGCUUUCACGUGAAAAAACAUGCCACAGACCCUCAAUUAGUGAUAGCUGCGCGGUGUUUAAGGCACAGAUGUUUUGUGUCAAGAUGUAACGUCAUGUUUGGAGUUAGGGGAAAUGUGUGCUGCCAUGUUGCUUCUGCAGUCUUACUCAUUCUCCAGCGUUUUUGCAUCCCUGUUUUUGGAGGGAGAUCCAUUAGUGUGUUUAUGUGCCCCAUUCAUGCACUGUAUGUACCUCACUUGCUUUUUGUCCUGUUGCUUUCUCCCAGAGGUGUUUAUCUUCCAGUAGUGAUACUGUCACCUGUUUUAGUGUGCUGAAGUGAGAAAUUUGAACAAUCUGAACAUUCUGAAUCAUCCCCUACUUUCCAAACAGCGACCACAAACAUGUCUGAAAUGUAUUUUAUUUGCCACAUUUUAAAACAGUGGUUUUGUUUUCUGUUUGACAUAUUCUACUGAUGGCAGUGAAUGUCACAUCUGCGCUUCUUGCUGAGCAUAAAGCUGGGAAAGAGGAAACAGACAAUAUAGCUUCAGUCCCCGUAGUUACAGUUCAUUGCCAUGAAAAGGAGGAUAUGAUAGCUUGCCCUAUGAAACAGGUUUAUAUGUGAAAUCUGGCAGGUAGCACAACGACCUGUGGAAUAUGAGUGAUGACAAACCCUUUUUAUGUACUGCCCCUGGAUGUGGCCAGCGUUUUACCAAUGAGGAUCAUUUGGCUGUCCAUAAACACAAACAUGAGAUGACACUGAAAUUUGGGCCGGCUCGUAAUGACAGUGUCAUUGUGGCUGAUCAGACACCAACACCAACUCGAUUCUUGAAGAACUGUGAAGAAGUGGGCUUAUUCAAUGAAUUAGCAAGUCCUUUUGAAAAUGAGUUUAAAAAGGCUUCUGAAGAUGACAUUAAGAAAAUGCCUCUAGAUCUGUCCCCUCUUGCAACACCAAUUAUAAGAAAUAAAAUUGAAGAACCUUCAGUUGUAGAGACAACUCAUCAAGAUAGUCCUUUACCUCAUCCAGAGUCUACUACCAAUGAUGAAAAGGAAGUGUCACUGCAGCAGACUGCACAGCCUACAUCAACAAUAGUUCGUCCAGCAUCGCUCCAGGUUCCCAAUGUACUGCUUACAAGUUCUGACUCAAGUGUUAUUAUUCAGCAGGCAAUACCAUCACCAACUUCUAGUACUGUUAUCACCCAGGCUCCAUCAUCUAACAGACCAAUAGUUCCAGUUCCAGGUCCUUUUCCUCUGCUGUUACAUCUUCCUAAUGGACAAACCAUGCCUGUUGCUAUUCCUGCAUCUAUCACAAAUUCUAAUGUGCAUGUCCCUGCUGCAGUUCCAAGAUUGAAAGCAGCCUUGACCCAGCAGCACCCUCAGGUAACAAAUGGAGAUACUGCCAAGGGACAUGCAAGUGGGUUGGUUAGGACUCAGUCAGAGGAACCACGGCCACAGUCACUCCAACAGCCUGCAACUUCAACAACUGAAACACCGGCAUCACCAGCUCAGCCUACGCCGCAAACACCAAAUACAGGCGGUCGGCGAAGAAGAGCUGCCAAUGAAGACCCUGAUGAGAAAAGGAGAAAGUUCUUGGAGAGAAACAGGGCUGCUGCUUCCAGGUGCCGGCAGAAACGGAAAGUCUGGGUGCAGUCAUUGGAGAAAAAAGCUGAGGACCUGAGCUCACUAAAUGGCCAAUUACAGAAUGAAGUCACCCUGCUGAGAAAUGAAGUGGCACAGCUGAAACAGCUUCUUCUGGCUCAUAAAGAUUGCCCUGUAACUGCCAUGCAGAAGAAAUCUGGCUAUCAUACUGCAGACAAGGAUGACAGCUCGGAGGACAUCUCGGUGCCCAGCAGCCCGCACACGGAGGCAAUCCAGCACAGCUCCGUCAGCACUUCCAAUGGCGUGAGCUCCACGUCCAAGGCGGAGGCGGUGGCCACCUCGGUGCUCACGCAGAUGGCGGACCAGAGCACGGAGCCCGUGCUGUCCCAGAUCGUCCUGGCGCCUCCCUCCCAGGCCCAGCCCUCGGGAAGUUGAUUACAAACUUGGUUGCAUCGGUUCCUUAGAUACACAUCUGUGACUUUAAAGGGAAACCAACAACAGACCAGUCUCCAUCUAGGAGAAAUUGUAGCUUAAAAUUAUUCGUUUUUAAAAAUCCAACUUAAAUUUGGCUUUAACGAUUGGCAGGUGGAAGUAAGACAGAACACCCGUUCUAGUCUCUUUGCGAAAGACUUUUUUUUUUUAAGUAUUAGUUUUACUAGUUAUUUUUUGUGCUUAAUGUGUAAAGUGUGUGUACAGUACAAUGUGGUUUAUUUCAUUUUUAAUUUGGUAUUAUUUUAACAAAAUUGGGGUGAAUUACUGAAGGUCAUCCCCAAGACUGUGAUAGGAAUAUUAUGUGACAUUUUUAUACCAAAGUUCUGCAUAGUCCCUAUUGACUUUGUAAAGUUAGCAAGGUCAUAAAGCACUAGGCAAGAGAAAGACAGUAACAGUAAAUUUGCUUUUAGUCUUUUUGCCUUUUUGUUGUUUUGCACAUUAUGAGAGGAAGAACGUUGGAAGAAAAACAUUUGGGUUUUUUAUGUAUAGCAUUUUGGUUGGCUUUUAACUGUUGGGGUCUUUAAUUUGUUUAAUAGGGCCAGUACAGUAUAUGAGAUACAGUACUUAUGCACAUACCAAUCCUAGAUGAGGAUCAUUACUAAAUAGAUUUGAUUUUUUUUUUUUAAUUGAUGUCAGGUGGGUUUUUUUUCCCACUCCAACACUUGAUUCUGGAGGGAGGAGAGCUUUAAUUCUCCAGUCAGAAUAGAUAUCUAUAACCACCCCUUGUUGCUAGGCUGAAACCAGUAAGCAUAUUGUAAAAUACAGGGUUAUCAAGUAUGGAAUACUUGUUAUUCCAAAGUAGGUUGAUAUUUUGUGGGUUUUUGAGUCGCAGACUAAGGAGUUUAUUCAUGGUUUUGGAUGCCAGAAAAGCCUAAAAUCCUUCUUCAGACAACUCGACUUUUUUUUGUCAUUGUCUUGUAUUUGCAAGCUAACUUGUACUUAAUUCUUGUGUAAGCACUGUCAUCUUUUAGUAGCAAAAAUUUUGAUACCUUUCUUGUGGGAAAAAAAAAAUCAGUAUCUACCGUAUCUUGGAAACAAUGUAAUUAUAAUGUGGCGUGUGUGGUGUGUGUGUGAGAAUGGUUCAGUAGUUAAUGCCAGCAGUCUUUUGCUUGAAUGUUUAAAGAUGCCUUCAAUGUGAUGCUGGCUGAUAGGUGAUUGCAGUUUUAAAAUGUUAUUUACUGUGCGAACUUGGAUAACUAACAUUCCAUGAUGUAGUUUGUUUCUGAUGAGAUGAUUGUAGGUACACUUUUUCUCAUUAUCCAAUCAUCUGUAGGAUACUGAGUUUUUUAAAUGUGCCAUUAUCUAUUUUGAUUCUGUACUCAUGUUCAAAAUACAGUACAAUAUUUUACAAUAGAUUAAGUUGUUUUAAAAAAAGUAGAUGUGUGCUUUCAGGUCGGAAAACUUUGUAUAAUAGCAAAAACAGAUGCAUAGUAGCAACUGGCAGUGAAGCAGGAUUCCAUUAUGUAUAUAACAAAGAUUUAAUGCAUUUAUAAUGGGUUGUGUAGUUCAUUUGCUCUUCCUUCUCCACACUAUACCAUGUGUUUUUUAAGUGUCAGUGCCAUCAGAUUUCUAUUUGGUUCAGUUUUAAAUCUAAAAAUGUAAUUGAUUCACAGGAAAAUAUAAUUUCUGCAAUAUAUAUACAACCAUACUGUAAUGAAAACUGGACAAAGAAGUAUCUAAGUCAUAUAUGUAUCAUUGCAGGGCUUUAAGCAUGAAAAUAUUAGGGAAUUUAAAUAUUUUGUAUUUUAAAACUAAGAAAGUUGUGUUGAUAACCUCAUGUGUUUAAAAGUCUUACUUUCCCAAUUUCAAGAUAAAAAGCUGUAACAGUUAUUGAACGUUUCCAGGAUGGUUAAAUACAGUAGACCUCUCACGAGAAAGAAGUGAAUUGCAAAGGCACAAAAUAUGAAUUCUGCAAGAAAGCUCUACAGUCACUUUUCAUUGUAGGUUUGGUGGACUAGAUGUGGCCUCAUUGAUCAUACUAUAAUUUGCCCUCCUAAACACAAAGGCUUUUAAAUCAUAUAAGUGGAGUUUUUUUAUAACAAAACUGUUGCGCUUGUAAAAUAAGUCUACAUAAGUGUAUAGGAGAUGUGUAAACAGUUAAUGAAUUUAACAGUGGGGCUGGAAAAAGAACCAUUAAAAUCUGUGUUCAGCAAAUAGAGAAAAGGUAUUAGCCGUACUACCAUGGAUUCCGUUUUGAGACGUUGUCACACUACUUCUGUACUUAGCAUUUUGGGUCUUUACAUUUGACAUGUUUCACAAACUGUACUGUUUUCUUUUAUGUGCAGUUUGCAUGAGUAAAUCAUCAAAGAGAAUAAAAUCUAUCUUUAAGUUAUGUUCCUAUUUUAAUGAAAUUAUAAUUGUUCUAAAAGGCC
This is a messenger RNA of Camarhynchus parvulus, 4597 nucleotides long. RefSeq names its product activating transcription factor 2 (gene ATF2). Bases 792 to 2168 code for a protein of 458 amino acids. Lineage: Eukaryota; Metazoa; Chordata; Aves; Passeriformes; Thraupidae. Gene Ontology annotation, molecular function: DNA-binding transcription factor activity, RNA polymerase II-specific; cAMP response element binding. The record is from RefSeq and is a predicted model, not a curated record. The transcript has 13 exons. Gene Ontology annotation, biological process: regulation of transcription by RNA polymerase II.